GUUGAACUUUUUAACAAAAUUAUAACUUUUUGUGCUCUUGUUUAUUUCUACAGUGGAAUAAAAAUAAUAUAUAAACACAGUUGCUGAUGAGAAAACCUUCAUUUAAUGUCUCAACAUACAUUCAUCACCAUUCAGUGAAUUAUUACUGUUUAAAAUGAAUUAUUUCAGGAACUUGACCUUCCAGUUUAUAUUUAGUAAAACUGCUGGUGUGAUUUGAGCUGUGGGCGGAGUCACGUGUUUAACUCCUCCCACGCCGCCGCAGUGAAGCUCUGCUCGGAGCAAACCGUAGAAACUUUUUCUGCCUCUGAACCUUCGUGAUUCUCCAGUGUUGAAAUCUUAUCAUUUCAGAGACAGUUUCAUUAUAAACUGUAAACAAAUGAAACAUUUUCUGAGUGUGAAAUAUCAAACACAUUUCGUCACUGCAGACAUAUUGAUCUGUGAAGCACUUCAGACUUUUUUAUUCGUCUUUAUUCUGUUGAAAGAAAGAACAGAAACGAAUCUAUGAACGUAAACGGGACUGAUUGUGUUGUCAGCGUUGGUGGGAAACCCUGAGUUUAAGAGCUGAAACAUGUUGGACAAACACGUUUAAUACUGAUAGGAGACACAAAACAUUCAGAGAGUUCAGAAAGAAAAACAAGUUACAGGAGAUUAAAAGUUAUUUUACAAUAUAUGAACUGGGAAACACAAUGUUAUUAUUUACUGAUUGUGUUUUACACUCACAAGAAACGUGUAGUUUAGUAAAAGGUUUUAUCCAACUAACUCUAAACGGAUCCACAUUAAAUAUAAUAAACUUACUCGGUUAGUUUUUCUUCUUCAUCAGCGUCAUCACUGACCUUGUGUCCAGGUCUCUGCACAGCUUUGCUGCUGAUCUACAGGCCUGAAUUAACAGAUCGACUAAUUAUUUCUGCUAUGCGCUUCCAAUAACAGAUGGUUGAGGAAUCAAACCAAAGUUUGUUGGCAGCUUUCACGACUGACAUCAUUCAGCUCCACAGUUUCCGCUUUGCUUUGCUUUGCUUUGUUCUUGUACUGCAACUCAUUCCUCAGAGUCUAACGGAGCAGGAGGGGAAACUCCCUGAUUCAGGACGAGUCCGGUGUUAUGCCCUGCAACAGGGAGAUGAAUGUAAAGAAUGUCCGGCAUUAGGAGGAGGAGUUCUUAAAUUUAGAUCUGGUCUGUAGCUUUAGAGAUCAGUAGCAACGUUAUGCAGAGACCUGGACACAAAAGUUGACAAAGCAACAAAAUAUGGAGGCUGAUAAAGAAGAAAACUAACAGAGAUGAAGAUGAUCUCCAGGAUCCUGCUGCUCCUCAUCCUCAGCUCAUGUCUCUGUGCAGCAACAUUUGUAGUGAAUGUGACACAGAGCAGCUAUCAGGCAGAGGAGAACCACAGCAUCACUCUGGAGUGGACCUUCCCCACCAAGACUCAGGGAUCCUGGAGGGAACUGUUCAUUGACUGCAGCUUGUUGGAUCCUCGCAGAAGAUUAUUCCACUAUCAGGUCCAUAAAGGUGUUGAGAUUUCAAAGUCUCAGCAUGAACAUUUUUCAGGACGAGUCCAGAUUGACAAAGACGUCCUCAGAGAAGGACGAAUCAGACUCCAUGUGUCCAGACUGAGGACUGAAGACUCUGGUCUGUAUCGGUGUGAAGUGAAAACUGAAGAUGGAUCCAACAAUGCUGCAUGUCGACUCAACGUUACUGCAGCUGCUGAUGUUUGUGCAGUCCGGAGAACGACCUUGGAUCCAGAACCAGAAGGUCGAGGAAGGAACGGCCCCCAUGAUUCUCUCGGACUGACAACAGCAGCAGCUGCUGCUGAUGUCUCUCCAACCCAGAAAACGACCUUGGAUCCAGAACCAGAAGGUCGAGGAAGGAUCGGCCUCCAUGUUUCUCUGUUACUGACAGCAGCAGCAGCAGCAGCUCUGAUGGUCAAACUUUUCCUGACUCUCCGUUCAAAGGGUUGAUAUGGAUGAUGAUCCUGUGGGCAGGAAGGAGCUCCAGUAGCAGUCUGUGUUGGACUGAAUAUGAAGAAGCCUCUGACUGAAGACUGUUGCUGUUUGACCAAAUCAUGGCUGCAUGACAAGCAAACAGGUCAAAUAUCAGACAGCAGAGAAAAUAAUUCACUGAAACACUGGAUGACAUCAUCAGGCUCUGCUAAUCCACCUCAUCAGCUUCUGCUUCUCCUCUGUAGAGAGAGAGUAAGUUGUAAAACAAUACAUUGUUGUCAUGGUUACGUAUCACUACAACUGUCUGAAAGUAAAAAGUGUAAGAGCAAAAAUCCUUCUAGUGGCAGAGCAACCAGAACCAGAGGGAAACCAGAACCAGAACCAAUCAGAGCCGACGUAGCUGAGCUGCUCCAACAUGGCUGUCAUGGAAGAAAUUACUUUAGCAAGAGUCUGGAUGAGAAGAAAUAAGGAAUUUAUUAAAACCUUGCAAGGUGAGAACAGAAAUACAGAGUCGUAGGAAUCUGUCAAGUCUGCUCUGACCAACAGUGGAUCUGGUUUCCUUUUAUAGGUUCUGGUCAGAGAAGAGAGACUUGAUUGGACUAUAGGUGUGAAUCCCUGAUUGUGAUGUACCAGAGAUUCUGUGGAGACCAACACAGAUAGUCUGGCCAUUUGUCUGUUGUUAAGGAAAGGAGAUGAUUCUCUGAUGCUAAAGGAUAAAUUCUACGUUGGGAAGAAACUUUUAGAUCGUCUCCAGGAUCAAGGAGCUCCUGCUGUUCUUUGGUACAGCAGAGGCCCAUCUGAGAGCAGCUUGACCAAAAUCAUGAUAAGAUCAUGCAGACAACCUAAAGCAGAAGAGAGGUGAGGAGAACCUUAUAACAUUUUCUAUUACGAUGGCGCCUCCAUGUUUUCUCUGUUUAUUGAGAUCAAACUUCUGGACUUUGGUCUCAUCGGUCCAGAGGAUUUUGUUCCAGGAGUCGUUUGGUUCAGUUCUGAUGACUUUGUCCAGUUCAGUCCAGAUUAAUGGAUGUUUUUACACAAGUUUAUAAUUGAAGUAAAAACCAGCUGGUGAAACGUUUAUAAUAAAUGUUAUUUUUAUAAACAACUGAUUUUUAUAAAUGUUUUUAUAUGUAAAAUAUUUUAAUUUAGUGAAUGAAUGAAUCGUAGUAAAAAAAUGAACAGAGUCUUUCCAUCUGUUGUUUUGAAUCAACUUUAAAAAGUUUUGUUGAAGCAAAUUUAUUGAAGUCAUUUUUCUCAGAGCUUUGAUUCAGAAAGUAUUAAAAUUCAGUCAUUUCAAAUGAAUCAACAUGAAUCUCAAUGAAAAGCUGCCAGUGAGUCGUUUUCUCAGCUUUCAGCUCCAAAAGGUUCUGUGGAUCAGAACCAUCCAGUUAUUAAAGCUGAACAGCUGAGAGGUUUUGUUACUGUGAUCAGUUUAUCUGCUUUGUUUUCUGUUUCUGCUGUUAAAAUGUAAAUAAAUCAGUUUUAUAGAAAGAUGCUGUCAGGACUCU
Messenger RNA from Xiphophorus maculatus (southern platyfish), 3437 nucleotides. Its product is annotated as programmed cell death 1 ligand 1-like. Lineage: Eukaryota; Metazoa; Chordata; Actinopteri; Cyprinodontiformes; Poeciliidae. Gene Ontology annotation, biological process: immune response; cellular response to lipopolysaccharide; negative regulation of T cell proliferation. The coding region runs from base 1273 to 1950 and encodes 225 amino acids. Gene Ontology annotation, cellular component: external side of plasma membrane. The transcript is spliced from 5 exons. The record is from RefSeq and is a predicted model, not a curated record.